Messenger RNA from Mobula hypostoma (lesser devil ray), 2071 nucleotides. RefSeq names its product bactericidal permeability-increasing protein-like. The record is from RefSeq and is a predicted model, not a curated record. The transcript has 15 exons. NCBI's taxonomy places the organism in Eukaryota, Metazoa, Chordata, Chondrichthyes, Myliobatiformes, Myliobatidae. Bases 33 to 1511 code for a protein of 492 amino acids. Gene Ontology annotation, molecular function: lipid binding.
CUGACUCUCUUGGUGUAGCACAUCCAGUCGAGAUGCUGCCAAGGCUUUGGGUUGUGACGAUCGCUCUCCUGUUCUUUGCCCCGUGCAUCCUGUGUACAAACCCGGGACUGAAAACAAGAAUUACACAAAAAGCCUUGAACUAUGCUCAGUCGAUUGGGAUGGCUGUGUUACAACAGAAGAUGCAACAGUUAAAGAUUGCAGAUAUAUCGGGUAAAACUAAAAAGUUUAUAGGCCGCCUCCAUUUCAGUUUCACAGGCUUUCGGAUUGUACAGUUUGGCUUACCUCAGUCCUCUGUGAAAUUCGUUGCUGGGAAAGGCAUCCAGUUUUCUGUCGCUGAUGGCUACAUUGGUGUGAGGGGCAAUUUUAGAGUAAAGAAGCGUCGUUUCUUUAGGAUGAGUGGAUGGUUUCUGGUAACUGUGAGCAGGGUGUCAAUAUCACAGACUGUAGGACUGACCCGGGACAAUACAGGCCGUCCUGCAGUGCGCAGCGUUGCCUGUUCUGCCAAUGUAGGUCGUAUGAAAAUCAGGUUCAACAAAAGCAAAAGAUGGUUGGAGCCGAUAUUCCGCGCAUUCGUUGAGAAACCUGUUAAGUCUAAACUUAGCAAGGAGAUUUGUCCACAAGUCUCUAGUGUCAUCAAUGACCUGGAAAAGAAGCUAAAGGACAUGAAAAUAUCUUUCCGCCUUAAUGACUUUGCUGAGGUUGACUAUUCCCUGGUUAAUCCAAUUGGAUUCACAUCCAAUAGCGCGGACCUGGAUUUUAAGGGUGAAGUUUUCAGAGUGGGACAUCGUAAAGAACUUCCCUUCAAGCCACCCCCAGUCAGCCUCCCCAGUCAAAGCAAUCACAUGUUGUACUUGGGAAUAUCCGAUUUCUUGGCUAAUUCAGCAGGAUUUGUGUUUCACGAAGCUGGAGCUUUGCAAAUAAAGGUUACUGAUGGUAUGAUACCAAAAGAUUCGCCAUUCAGAUUAAACACAAAGUCCUUCGGUAUAAUUAUGCCUCAGCUGGAAAAGCUCUAUCCUAACAUGAACAUGAUAAUGAACCUCCACACCACUAAGCCACCAGUUCUGAGGGCUGCAAGUGACGUCACCCUUCAAGCACUUGCUGCCCUUGACGUAUCAGCGAUCCUCCCAAACUCAUCCCUUGUAUCACUUUUUGGCCUGAACAUUGACACCAGCAUCUCUGUUAGGAUGAAUGUCUUAGGGAUGAAAGUGGUUGGGUCCGUAACGCUGAAUCGUCUGGGAUUGACUGGUGGACAUUCUAAAGUGGGCCCUGUUCCGGUGGAAGGUCUGGAACUGCUAAUCAAGAUUGUAGUAAGAGCCGUGGUGUUACCAAGGGUCAACGAGAAACUAGCCAGGGGAGUUCCACUUCCAAGUAUGAAAAACUUAGACUUUGUAAACCCUGUGCUAACGGUGAACCAGAACAUUCUGGUGAUUGCAACCGAUAUUCGUUACCGCCCAGGAACCAGCAGCCACUCCCAGCCAAAGCUUUGUGACAGGAAAAAAAUAGACAUCUGAUUGUUCUGAUUACCUGGCCACUUUUUAAACUGAGAUUUUAUUUAAGGCCACUACAUUUUCUCUGUCAAAUAUUGUUCAUUUCUAGCUUGAUAGUUUUUAGUCUUGUGCAUUGCAAACAAAAGCUAUCGUUAAGCUCCCUCUCCAGGUUUUUUUCUUGUUCUUUUCUCUUCGUGUGAACUUUUGUGUAAGACUUUUAAUAAGCAUAAGGAAGUGUUGCUAAAAUCUUCCUGUAUGUAUUGUUGGAAGAAUAUAAAACAAAAAUAACCAACUUUAGAGGAACCAAAUCAUUCCUCUAACAAGCGGUAGCAACAGUCAAGCUUUAUUAGUUUUGAUCUCAAUCCCUAUUUUUUUUUGAGAGGGCAUUUAAAAGAAACUUUUGGUGUGUCAACACAAUUUUUGUUUAAGCUUAACAAUUUGCAUGAGCGUCUGGAAAAAAAAAGAGUAAGUUCUUCAGUUUACUGUAUCUCCGUAUUGGAUAAACAAAGACUGCAUUCACUUUCUCACUGAAAAAAGCAGAUUCAAUUACUUUUAAAAGGACAAAUAAAUAACAAAACAAGGUA